Messenger RNA from Octodon degus (degu), 3459 nucleotides. RefSeq names its product A-kinase anchoring protein 5 (gene Akap5). Gene Ontology annotation, molecular function: glutamate receptor binding; beta-2 adrenergic receptor binding; adenylate cyclase binding. Bases 427 to 1749 code for a protein of 440 amino acids. The transcript is spliced from 2 exons. Gene Ontology annotation, cellular component: excitatory synapse; dendritic spine; postsynaptic density. Gene Ontology annotation, biological process: positive regulation of adenylate cyclase activity. The record is from RefSeq and is a predicted model, not a curated record. NCBI's taxonomy places the organism in Eukaryota, Metazoa, Chordata, Mammalia, Rodentia, Octodontidae.
GCAGGUGGGGCCCGCGCGACCCCGCCCCCGGCCCCGCCCCCCACGCGCAUUGGUGCAGCCAGCUGUCGGUCUUCGGCUGGGGAGGGGGCGCCGCGCACUGCGGUCGCUCUGCAGAGGGCUCCGAUCUCCCUGCUGCCUGGUGCCGCGACCUCGCGAACAGGGUCGGCCUGGAACCCUGCAGCUCUCGGUUGAUCUUUACGUAAGCAAAAAUGUAUGCAGUAAAGAGUUUUCAUGAAGAAAUUAAAGAGACAAGGUUAAAGUUAAAGCUACAGAGAAACUAGGUAUCCACGCUAGAGAAACCAUCUAGAACGAGGACGGAAUGGAGUAAGGCCGAAGGAAUGAGCGCACCUGGACCGCUGUUUCCCGAGCUGAGUUCUGUCUACCUGCAUAACGAUGCACAGGAAAAAGGCUACCGUGUUCUAGAGAAUGAAGGCGUGCAGUGUGACAAUGGCGGCCACAGUCUCUGAAAUUCAAGUAGAAAAUAAGGAUGAGAAGCAAGCUGCGGAAGUUAGCCCUCGGGAUGAGCGACGGAAGCAGAAAGCAUCCGUGCUUUGCUUCAAGAGAAGAAAGAAAGCAGGCAAAGCGUUGAAGCCCAAAGCCUGCGCCGAGGCUGAGACUGCGGCGGCCAGCAAGGCGCCUGGAGACGCGGGAGCUCCGGAUCAGCCCCCGCGGCCAGGGGGCGCCUGGGCCUCCAUCAAAGGCCUGAUGACGCGAGGGAAAAGGUCCGCUCCUUCAAAGCCGCAAAAGCCGCCCGAGGCUGAAGUGCAUCCUGAAAUAAAGGCUGAGGGUGCUGAUCUUUCUAAGAAAAAGGCUAAAUCCAGACUUAAGAUUCCCUGCAUAAAAUUCUCACGAGGGCCACCGAAGAGUAGUCAUUCCAAAAUUAUAGAAGACUCGGACCGCAGUCUGAGAGUGCAGGGUGAGGCCGAAGCUUCGGCUGCACAAACUCAGACCGCGGCCACCGACCAGGCGGCGGGGCCCAAGUCGGCCCGCGAGCCGAGCGAAGGCGUCGCCACGCACGAAGACGGCGGCGGUGAGGUCUGCGAGUCCAACGAGAGCAACAGCGUCACGCCCGGAGAGAACGUGAUUUCAGUAGAACUCGAACUAGAUAACGGGCGUUCUGCUAUUGAAACAGGAACUCUAGCCCUCGAGAAGGAACCCGAAGAAGGGACGGAGGACACGCAGAAUGUUCCGUCCCAGCAAGCAGGUCCACUUGAAAGUUCAGAACCAGCCAGUCUGCAGCCAGUGGCUUCUGCGGCUGCUCCUCCACCUGCAGUACCGGAUCAGCAAGCCGUGGGAAAAUCCAGCGACAGCACCCUGGACGGUGAGCCAAACCGGAAAGACUAUGAAAGUGGAGAGGCUGUGGCCGAAGAAGAGAAUAAGCCAAAAGAUACCCGAUUAAGCCCGGAAUCAGACUUGAAAGAAAACGAGAUCAAUGUAGAGAAGCCCAAAUCCGAGGAAAGCAAAAGAAUGGAGCCAAUUGCUAUCAUUAUUACAGACACAGAAGUCAGUGAAUUUGAUGUUAAAAAAUCUAAAAAUGUCCCUAAGCGUUUCUUAAUUUCCAUUGAAAAUGAGCAAGUAGGUUUUUUGGCUAAUGACAGUGAUUUUGAGGGUAGAACUUCAGAACAGUAUGAAACACUCUUGAUAGAGACAGCUUCUUCUCUCGUCAAGAACGCUAUCCAGUUGUCUGUAGAACAGCUGGUUAAUGAAAUGGCCUCUGAUGAUAAUAAGAUAAACACUCUUCUAGAGUGACUUAAUUCCCAAGCCAUGGGAGGGAGGAAAAAAAAAGCUUACCGAUGAACUAUUUAUACAUUUGCGGCAUUUCUUAUUCCAUAAGAAAUGAGAGAUUGAUCGUCUGGAGUUUAAAGGUGCAAUUCCAGCACAGAAGAACUACGAAAUAGGUCAAGUUGACGAAACUCUUUCCCCUGCGAUGUGGUCGGGUCUAGACUGGAGGAAGUCAGCAGGGCCUACAGUGCACAGUGACAUUCUGGGAGCCGCUAAACGGAGACAGUCCUGUGGGCCAGGAAGGUGUAUUUACUGAGCACUUACAGAGUGCUAGGAGCUGCUUACUGGCUCUUUUCUGGUGUUACAAACUCUGAUUUCCUUUUGAUAGUUCAACCCUGUGUACAGGUCAACAUCACAUCUGCUUUUCAAAGACGUUUUCUUUUUUUAACAGUGCACUUGUAUAGUGUUGAAAAUGGUGAAUAAGGUGAGUUAUAUUUGUGAAUGCGUGAUUUUGUUACACUCCUAAGCAGUAUACCUCACAAAAUAGGUUGCAUUUCCCUGAUUUCAGCAGAGUGUACAAAAGAUGCGUCCUGGAACUACACAAGGGAUUUCCUAGUUUUGCUCAAGCCUCUUCCAAAAGCCAUUCACUAGUUCCUUGUAGUAGGCAAUAGUUGCCAAGAACAGAAGAGGUGAAGCAGGGGUGAGCAGUUGCCCUCCCCACUGCCCUUUCGCCCCCGCAGACCUCUCUGUUCCCAUGUCUGCAUGGGCUUUUCUGCUGAAAACUUUACAAAUAAAACAAGGGGAAUCUCACUUUUAAUCUGGAAGACAAACUUCCCAAGUAACCACUAUGGAUAACACAGCAUUCCUCUUGCGGAAACCCUUUCCUAAGGACGCUAUAUUCCACUCUGCAAACAAGGGAGUGGGUUCUGUCAGGCUGAACAGUGAGGUCCCAGGACAUCACAACAUUGUAGUGAAAAUAUUUAUUCUUGGCCAGGAAUGAGCCAUGUACAGUUAUUGCUAGAGCACAUAUUUUCAGUGUCAGUGUUUUAUCAUUGUGUCUCUGAUGAGACCAGUAAAAUGCAUUUUACAUGAAUAUUUAAAUUAACUUCUCACAAUUUUCAAUUCAGUUAAUGUUUUACACAAAUGAGAAGGGCUCAUUUGCAUUUUAUUCAGCUCUUUAGAAGCAUCUGAUCACAUAUUUUGAAAAAGCAGCCCUGGGUCAGGCUUCUUGCGUGGCACAGCCGUGACCCUGCAGCGCACCUCCCUACCUCACUGUCUGCUCCCCCACCGGCUAAGCCCAGGCAUGGUGUUACCACCUGAACCUGAGGUAAUGAAGCAGACGAAGGAUGAAUGCCAAAGUAUUUGUUGGCGACCUUCAUCUUGGAGGAAACAGUAUUAGGUAUUUGAAAUGACUGGGGUGACUUCUUACAUAUUAAUGAACUGCAUAUAGAAAGUAUGUGCUCAUUUUUCCUGUAGAUUGGGCUGUGUGUGUUUGCGUAUAUACAUACUUACUGGGACCUCUGACAGAAGCAAAGCUGACUUUGGAUAGCAGCAAAUAAUAUUAGCAUGAUUCUUUGCCAAAGUGCAGAAGUAUUUCCUCCAGAUUUUCUUGCCUUUGUGUUUAUAAUCUUGGGGGAGAAUCCUUCUACUCGGUGAGAUUAAAAAGUGGGUUUCUCUUGGCUGGGGAGAAAGCUUGGCCAUGUAAGCGCCUGCCUGGCAAGCAUGAGGACCUGGGUU